CCCUGUCCGCCCAGUCCUACCCCAGCUUCAGGAGGAGUUGGAACAGCGUGGCCCCAGGCCUGGGCCUUUAUCACGUGAGCUGGUCCCAACUCCUGCUCAUGUCUGUUGUCAUGGAAAUGACCCUGCUUCUCCUCUUCUUUGGGGGUUUGUGGGCCCAGGAGGUGGACACAGAGUCUCCGGGGAUGUCUACACCCAGACAGCCCUCUUCUUCUUUGGUCUCAAACAUCUCUGAGGCCUCAAACCUUGACUCAGUGGCCUCCGAUCAGGCAAUAACAAGGGUCCCUGAGGAAAAUGGCGGUACUGGGCACCAGGUCUCCCUGCCUUCCUCAGCUCCACAUGAGGUGUCCUCUCCUGAGACUUCCACGGCUGCCAGCGUUAGCCUCUUUAUAACUGAUACAAUAGCCACCCAAGAAGUUCCCACCAGGAAGUUAUCAAUGUCCCAGGAUAUCUCCAAUGCAACCAGUGAUCCUACUGUCCCAGCAAUGACUACUCUGGGACUUCACACUACGGCUGGUGAAACCAUGGCAACCAGCUCUCUGGAGACCUCCAGUGGGACGUUGACGAGUAAACCUCCUGUCACCAUGACAACUAACUCUCUGGAGACCUCCAGUGGGACCAGUGGACUCCCUGUCACCAUGACAACCAGCUCUCUGGAGCCCUCCAGUGGGACCAGUGGACUCCCUGUCACCAUGACAACCAGCUCUCUGGAGCCCUUCAGUGGGACCAGUGGACUCCCUGUCACCAUGACAACUAGCUCUUUGGAGACCUCUGAUGUGACCAGUGAACCCCCUAUCACCAUAGCAACUAGCUCUCUGGAGACCUCCAAUGGGACCAGUGGACGCCCUGUCACCAUGGCAACCAGCUCUCUGGAGACUCCCAAGGAGACCAGUGGCUCGCCCAGCUUUGGGGUAAAUAUACUCAUGACUACCCCAGGGAUCUCCACAAACAAAGGCAGUGGGCCUUCCCAAAGUUCAGAUCAGAAGACAGGUAACACCCUGGUGGUGGCUGUGCUCGUGGCCCUGCUGGCGGUCAUCCUCCUCCUGGCACUCAUCCUGCUGUGGCGCCGGCGGCAGAAGCGGAGGACGGGGGCUCUGACGCUAAACAGAGGUGGGAAGCACAACGGGGUGGCAGAUGCCUGGGCUGGGCCAGCCCGAGUGUCUGACGAAGAGGCUAUGAUAACAGCAGUAGGAGUGCCUGGUGGUGACAAGGGCUCCGGGGCCCCAGAAGGCGAGGGUUCUGGCCGUCGGCCCACACUCACCACUUUCUUUGGUAGACGGAAGUCUCGCCAGGGCUCCUUGGCACUGGAGGAGCUAAAGGUGGAGUCAGCCGCCAGCCUGAAGGGGGAGGAAGAGCCACUGGUGGGCAGUGAGGAUGAGGCUGUGGAGGCCCCCGCUUCUGACGGGCCGGUAGCGGGAGAUGUGGAGGUCCCUUAGUGCUUGUGAAUAACAAGUCUGGAGGUCAGAAUCAUUCCUAGCUUUCGGCACCCUCCUAUCAUCGCUUCCCACCUCAUCAGCACCCAGCAUUCGCACCCAGCAUCUUCACUCUGAAUCCUCAUCUAGCUUCUUAACCCUGGACUUUCCAGCUCCGCACCCAACACCAGCACCUCCACCCAGCGCCCCAACCCCGCAGGAGGCCAGGGCCUGCACCCACUGAAGGCUCAGAGACUGAAUGAAUGAAACUUCCUCACCAGCCCUACUUCUCUCCAUCACCUGUCCUCCACGUUUUGUCUUUGAAACCAGAUGCUGAGUCUCUCUGAUGCCAAUUUCCUUGACCUAUGAUUGCUUAGAGGGUUCCCCAGGGACACCAGAGUCUGGGAAGAAGGAAAUGACAAGCCAGCAACUUCCGUCUAGGAUUACUCUGUAAAGCACAUUUGGCCCGUAGAUUAGGACAGCCACUGGGUUGACCCACGAAACUCCUUUAACUCGUGCUCUGCAGGGCCAGCCUGGAGCGGUGCCAUCUGGCUGUGCUCUCAGGUGUGCCUGGUGCACACCUGGCCUCGAGGCUGGCCCCUGGCUCAAGCCACCACUCCCUCCCUCACUAUGGACCGAGGCAGCCAAAGGCUUCAGCUAUCCCUCCUCUGGCGGCAGAGGUGAGAAGAGCUUCUGGGCGGGUGGAAUCCUCGGAAGCCCCAGCGCCCGGGUGGUCCACUCGUGGGUGUGGUUCGUGUGCAGGAGGCAAGGAUGCGGUGGUUGUGGAGGGCAGUGGUGCGUACAGAGGGCGUGAGGGAGGGGCAGGAAGGGUUCCGGGACUGAGGACAUGCCAGCUGCUGAGAACAUCUGCACCCUCCUCUCUGCUCAGAUGGGGUGGCGGUAGGAAAGGGCCAGGGAGAGAAUGCUGGGCUUGAUGGGAAGACGGCCCGUGUGGCCCCAGCCCGGGUCUUCAGCCCAGCUGCUCGGGCCCCCUCACAGCUGUUAGGUGGGAGAGAGCCCAGGUUCGGAUGCAUGCAGGCAUGUAAUGAGAUAAUGGACUUCCCCUGGAAUUUCUCACAGAUCAAGGUGCCAGACACAGAUACAGGCUUCUUCUCCCUUAAUCCACAUACCCCCGCCCAUUCCCUGCAGCGGAGAAUGCCUCAGCUCAUGU
Messenger RNA from Myotis myotis, 2580 nucleotides. It is a transcript of the gene SPN, whose product is annotated as sialophorin. NCBI's taxonomy places the organism in Eukaryota, Metazoa, Chordata, Mammalia, Chiroptera, Vespertilionidae. The transcript is spliced from 2 exons. Bases 99 to 1433 code for a protein of 444 amino acids. The record is from RefSeq and is a predicted model, not a curated record. Gene Ontology annotation, molecular function: transmembrane signaling receptor activity; heat shock protein binding. Gene Ontology annotation, biological process: defense response to bacterium; regulation of T cell activation; type II interferon production. Gene Ontology annotation, cellular component: external side of plasma membrane.